UGUGAAGCACAAAAUGAAUCUAAGUUUGAAAACAUUAUCCAAUUUAAAAAAAAAAGAAUUCACAUAGCAAAAAGUGUUCAAAAAGGUUUUAUUUGUUAGCCUUCCAGUUGUCUAUACUACAACAUACACACUAACAAGAGAACAAUUGAACAUGACAUGUCCAUUGACCGACCUCGUCGUCCAUUCAUUGUAUUCUAUGAAUUGACUAGUCAAAGAAUUUAGGUGAACUGUAAAUAUUAUUUGAUUGCCGUCCAAACGUAUAUAGUUAUGUUAAAACAGUAUAACGAUCAGUAAUCCCCGGAUAACAGCGUGUGGGCGUCCGAAAGUAUCGUGCGUACACCCACAGAUUUCAACAUAAGGCCCCAAUUUAGUAGCCAUUCAUUCAUUUGGAUAUGUUCAUUUAAAAAUGCCGAUAUCGCUGAAUUUGAACGUUGUUUUAAAUUGCCAACAGUCAAAAGUUUGGUCCUUUUAAGGUUCGAUUUCGGAACGAAGGACCGAAACAUAAAUUAGACGGUUAAGAUGAUUUAUCGGCAAAAACACUGUACUCAAUAAUAGUAUUCAAAAUAUUUGUGACACACGGCCUUUAAUACAAAAAGUAAUGAUUUAACCUCCUAAACUGGACGAUUAAGUCCUAUAUGUAUAGCGAUAUCUUAAAUACUUGGUCCUAAGCGGCAGAUGAUCUCAGUCCUUUUACAAAAGUGUUUUGUUCAGCUUAUUAUCUUAGUCGCAGCAAAAAGGUUUCACUAAGCAAAAUGCCAGCUAUUUAGGAUGCCGAAACAUUACUUGGGCGUUCUCGCGGCACCAUAGGAGACGUCUAAUUAGGACUCAGAAGCGACUCGACGAUUUCAUUACGAAUGUAUGAAGCUGAAGGCAGGACGUGGCUUGCAAGCACACGAUCUGUACAACGCUCCUUCCUUAGCGGAAAACGACCAAUUCAAGCAGACACCUGCUACUCCUUUUGUUACUGCGAUACCUCGAACAUUAUAUGUUUGGUUAAGGGACGAGGGAGGUCGAGUUACACUGGCCUUGGCGUCCCUACCUCUUUCCUGCACCGAACGGCAAAAAGUCGAACGUGUGGGACUGCAGACGAACCCGUUUCUCCAUACAAGGUACUCCUCGACAAGUCGCUUCCCAACGCACCGGCUCACAUAAUAUUGUUAGCAGACGCCGAUAGCUUUUUAUGUCGAAUGCAUUAUUCGAUACUCAUUUAAAAUUCUAACAUACGCUUAUAAAGAAAGCUUGCCAUUUUCAUGCGGUCCCCUGCUGACGGCGGUCGUUUCGAUUUCAUCUUACAAUAUAAGAUAAGCUAGUGAGGAAUAUACUUAUAGUACAUAUUAUUAAGUAGUUUUAUUGCUUAAAUUUAUUACGCAAAUUCGGGGCCGGCUGGCUCGCGCCCACGCGCUAAAAAUCGCGGGGGCGAUUCUUGGAGGCUUCGGCGCGUGCUCAAACGCGCGCGCGCACCGACUGACACACACGCGCUUACUAAAAAAACUCAAAAGUAAAAAAAUAAAACGUUAUACGAGUUCAAAUUUCGAAAACAGUGACAGUGGGUAUUGAAUUGUUAGUUCGAAUUUUAAGAUUAAAAUAGUGCGUUCAACGUUAAAAACUAAGUCGAUGGUCGAUUUGGUUUUAUGAAUGAAGUGUUGUAGGAAGUGACGACAUGCAUAGUGUUGUGCCUGAGCCUGCGAGUACGGUGGGCGAUUUGUUGACAAUGAGCGCUCAAUAGAGGGGAAAAGGAUGUGGUUAAUGGGCGCUGUGUGCGUGCUGUGCGCAUGGUACAGCGUGGCCGCGCAGUGGCGCUGUCCGGGGCUGUCUGCGCGCCCGGCGGCCGAGUGCUCCUGUGAUCUGCCGCAUACGCUACGCUGUGCCGGCGACCAUACUGCUUUGCAGAUAAUUGGUCGCCAUCUCAGAGAACAGAAGUCACGUAACAAGAACACUGCGGUAUCUCUCCUGGAUUGUGCACUACGAGGAGUGUCAGUUCUGUCUUCUGCAUCUGUAUCGGAACUGGCUGGUGUAGGUCUGCACGGGCUGGUGAUAUCCUCAGGGGAUAUCAGAAGGGUACAGCAAGGGGCUUUUGAAACCGUUGCUGCGACUUUAUUUGCUUUAGGACUACCAAACAAUCAAUUGCCUAUCGUCCCCACGGAGGCGUUAGCACGACUAUGGAAUCUAGAUCGACUGGACCUAUCCAACAAUAAAAUCCAUACUCUAGACUCAAAUUCAUUUAAGGGCAUCAAAAACCUAACCUACUUGGAUAUAAGUGACAAUCAGCUGACGGACAUAUCUGCAGAGGCUUUCACACCUUUAUUAAAACUUAGUGUAUUACGACUUAGAGGAAACCUACUGAAAGUACCAGCGUUAGCAUCAUUAAAGCAAGCCCACAUGCUUCGCGAUCUAGACUUAUCAAGCAACGCUCUGGAAGGACCGUUGGGCCCCACUACAGUGCCCACGCUAACCCUUUUGACGACACUCCAGUUAUCUGAUAACACUUUUGCGAGCAUACGUCGUGGUGCUUUGUCAGGUCUAACAAACUUAACCCAUUUGAACUUGCACAACAACCAAAUAGAUGUCCUCGAAGACUACGCGUUCAAACAUAUCGCCAACUUGACACACCUGGACCUAUCGCAUAACGAGAUUGUCGCUGUUUCUGGAGCAUCACUUGCCCAACUAACGAACCUAGCUCACCUGGACCUCUCGCACAAUUUCCUCCGAUCCCUGUCAGCUGAGCCGUUGAAAUCACUGCGACUGCUGACCGAACUCCUUCUUCACGAUAACGACAUAUCGAUGAUAGAUGAUGGAGCUUUGGCGCUGCACAAGGACCUCGCCCGAUUCACCAUUGAAGAUAAUCCUCUUAAUUGCGAUUGCCUAAUGGCCGGAUUCGCAAGGUGGUUGAGAGAGGCAAAAAACCUGCCGCAAACUGAUAAGUCUGCAGCCGUGUGUGCUACCCCCCCUCAUUUGGAAGGUGCACUGCUAUCUAGAUUAUCAAAGAACAAACUUUGCGAUGAUUUCGAACAUACGGAAUUGAAGAAGGAUACGAAUUACGAUUUUAAUAAAGUUUUAGCGAAUUCUAUUGUUAAUGAUUACAAGACGAAUGACGAUGGAGGUGAUGGAGAUAGGGAAUUAUAUGUUGAUAAACAAGAUGGAUUGGAUGAUGAUCUGUAUGAUGAAGAGUUGGAGGUUCCCGCUGAAGAGGAUCUGCCGAUAUCUGAUGCUAAGGUACGUCUAAUAGACGCGUGGUACGAUGACGAAGAAGUCCACCUAUCUUGGGUGGUGGAACCACUCUCGACCAGCCGGUUCCGCUGCACUGGAGUCACGGCAUCAAGAGCUGGUGGGCUACCGAAGCACGUCGCGUGCCAUAGAGCGAGUCCCGCCAAUGUGGUGCUGCGAGGACUGAAGAUUGAUGUUGUGGAUCAAUAUACAUUCUGCAUAGCUCUGGAAGAAAUGGAUAGCUCUGACGUGCCACAAUCCUUGGUGCUGGGGUGUGGGGUUCCACAACAAGUGAGGCGACGAGCGUCCUUUGCCACUGUAGUGCCAAUAGUGGUGACAGCAGCACCAGAAACCAAUCCUUUGAGGGUAUCCGAAGUACGUUCAAACGUGACCAGCGAUGGUGUUCUCACAGUCCUGAUAUCAGUACUAGGACUCCCGCAAAGACCGCAAUACGUGCUACCUCGCUCCCAAAGACUGUCCAAUGACAUCAGACCCAACAACUGCUACAUCGUCCUAGCAGUACUUUCCCGAGGCUCUCUCGUAGCCCAAAAGGACACCCCGUGCCAAUCGACCCUCGAGAUAUCCAUGGAUGGCUUUGUAAGAGGACCAUACGAAGUGUUUACGAGAUGUCAGCUGACCCGGGAACUGCUCAAAAUUAAUUUCUCGAGGACUUUUCUUAGUAACUGGGUAUGCUUGAUUGAACAGGAGAGUGACAGAAACACUUCUGCCUUAGUCGUGAAAACGUCGAGAAGAAAAUACUAUGGACUAUUUCAGAUUGGAAGUGAGUGGUGCAAAGAGGGAAAGAAGGGCGGCAAGUGUGACAUCACAUGCGAAUCCUUACUAGACGAAGAUAUCAAGGAUGACAGUGUAUGCGCCAACAAAGUCUUCGAACAAGAAGGGUUUAAGUACUGGUCGAAGUGGGAGGCGCGGUGUAAGGGGCACUCGCUACCUGACAUAGAAAAGUGUCCAGACUGGGUGCAUCCGCCACCGAUCAGGAGCUCUCCUCCGCGCGACAAAAGAACAGCGAGGGGCAAGAGAAAUAUCCGAAGGUUCUCCAGAAGAUCAAUAAUGUUGAACCCGUUAAUUUAGACUGUGACUAGGAUAAGAAUCUGUUGUUGUGUCCUUCACACAUGAAGUUGAUUAUGUUUAAUUUGAUCGUCACUUGUUUUCCUAUUGUUUAUUUAAAAAUAUUUAAAGAUUUUUCGAAAAGAACAAAAGAAUAAUUGGCUUUUAUUCUGUGGAGUUCAUAUAUAGUUUAGAAACUUCUUACAGAAUAAUUAUGUGAUUCUCAAAUUUUGUGAUUAUUUUAUGUACCCGUGUAGCUGGUCUACAUUUAAUAUUUUUCUGUGAAAAAUCAAGAGUUGUGUUGCAGUUCAUUACUUUGCAUUUAAGUAUAUU
Messenger RNA from Trichoplusia ni (cabbage looper), 4602 nucleotides. RefSeq lists its product as uncharacterized. The transcript has 18 exons. Gene Ontology annotation, molecular function: protein binding. Gene Ontology annotation, cellular component: plasma membrane. Bases 1738 to 4293 code for a protein of 851 amino acids. Lineage: Eukaryota; Metazoa; Arthropoda; Insecta; Lepidoptera; Noctuidae. The record is from RefSeq and is a predicted model, not a curated record.